Molecule: messenger RNA, 1238 nt
Organism: Camelina sativa (false flax)
Lineage: Eukaryota; Viridiplantae; Streptophyta; Magnoliopsida; Brassicales; Brassicaceae
Product: abscisic acid receptor PYR1
Biological process (GO): abscisic acid-activated signaling pathway
Cellular component (GO): nucleus; cytoplasm
Molecular function (GO): protein phosphatase inhibitor activity; signaling receptor activity; abscisic acid binding
Source: RefSeq, a predicted model, not a curated record
GUCUUGCUUCCCAAAAUUUUCCCGACCCCGAAUAAGUAACAAACAAUAGAGUCGUCAACUGAUUAUAUUUUUCCUAAUAGAUUCCUUUUUUGCAAUUUUACAAUUGCACCCCUUCCAUAAUUCCCACAUAUAUUCCCUAAUUUACCCUUACUAUUUUUAAUUUAUUCAACUUCGUCCUUUCUUUCCUCUUCCCCUCAAAAAAACCCAAAUCUCUCUCUUUCUCUCUCACACACACUCUGUUUUUUUGUUUCAACGAUAAAUACAGAGAGAGAGAGAGAGAGUGAGUCUUACUUAACUCUAAAGCUCGUCGUUGUCUUCAAUGGUGAAUCUCAAACCAAUUCGAUAAAAAGAAAAAAAAAGAAAAAAAAAAUAACGACGCGAUGCCUUCGGAGUUAACACCAGAAGAACGAUCGGAGCUGAAACAAUCAAUAGCCGAGUUCCACACAUACAAACUCGGACCAGGAAGCUGCAGCUCACUCCACGCGCAACGAAUCCACGCGCCGCCUGACCUCGUCUGGUCAAUCGUCAGGAGAUUCGACAAACCUCAGACCUACAAACACUUCAUCAAAUCCUGCUCCGUCGAACCUGGCUUCCAGAUGCGCGUCGGAUGCACGCGCGACGUCAUCGUCAUCAGCGGUUUGCCGGCGAACACGUCGACUGAGAGGCUCGACGUGCUGGACGACGAGAGGAAAGUCACGGGGUUCAGCAUCAUCGGAGGCGAGCACAGGCUUACGAACUACAGGUCAGUCACGACGGUGCAUAGGUUCGAGAGAGAGGAACGGAUCUGGACGGUGGUGUUGGAGUCGUACGUCGUCGAUAUGCCGGAAGGGAACACGGAGGAUGAUACUCGUAUGUUUGCUGAUACGGUUGUUAAGCUUAAUCUUCAGAAACUCGCGACUGUUACUGAAGCUAUGGCUCGUAGUAGUAACAACAACUCCUCCGGUGACGGAAGUGCUUCUUCUCAGGUGACGUCGUCAUGAUUCAAAACACAGAAAUUAAAAAAAAAUGAUUUAUUUUUCUUUUUCUUUUUUUUUACAUUUAAAAAAAAAGCUGGAAAUGUUGUUAUUUAUGUUGCUUCAUAAAAAGAUUCUCUUAUAAUUUUAAUUUUUUUUUUUUAAUAGACAGUUAUAUUUACUGUUUUCAGAUGACGACAAUGACAUAAUUGUCCUUAUGUAGAGGUUAUUUUGGGGAUUUAAGGUUUAAUGGAUAACUAUGAAUCUUUCCGUUUUGGUUAGAUA